Molecule: messenger RNA, 822 nt
Organism: Rhodotorula graminis WP1
Lineage: Eukaryota; Fungi; Basidiomycota; Microbotryomycetes; Sporidiobolales; Sporidiobolaceae
Exons: 3
Coding region: 1-822 (273 amino acids)
Cellular component (GO): cytoplasm
Molecular function (GO): protein binding
Source: RefSeq, a predicted model, not a curated record
AUGGCGCUCGUGCGCGCCCUGUUCAGCCUCGCCAUCGGCCGCAACCCGUCGACGCCCAACGACCUGCGCAUCCUCGCACGCAACGCGACGCUGCACGUCGCCGGCAUCAACACGCCCCUGUUCAUGACGACGCUCCUGCACGACAUUCUCAACGCGUCGACCGCGUCUGCGCGCAACGCGACGCUCAAGCUGUUGGGCUUCAUGAUCCGCAAGAAACCGCUCGUCCUGUACACCAACCUGCCUCGAGUCGCCGAGGCCGUCGUCAAGUCGCUCGACCCGACCAUCUCGGCCCUGCGAGAGACGGUGCAGCAGUCGGCGACGUUCAUCCUCAACGAGCUCGUCCGCCGGUUCCCGUCGAUCGACUUUCACGGCAAGUCGCAGCGCCUCGCCGUCGGGACAGCGGAGGGCGCCGCCAUCGUGUUCGACCUGCGCACGGCGACGCGCCUGUACGUCCUCGAGGGCCACAACCGGCCCGUAACGGCGCUGUCGUGGUCGCCCGACGGGCACCGCCUCGUCACCGUCUCGCUCGAGGAGAACCGCGUCGUCGUGUGGAGGGUCAGCGGCGGCAUCCUGGGCAUGUUCAUGGCGGGCACGCCGGCGCGGCAGGGGAGCGGCGGGCAGGCGACGCCGUUCAAAUCGUACGACUUCCACGUCGGCGACGAGGGUGCGUCCCUCUCUCCCUCUCUAUCUCUCUCUCCUCGCCGUGUACAUGACCUGACCCGCUCCCCUCCUCCCUGCAGCGCUCAUGAGCACGGCGGCGACGCUGGAGUGGAUCGUUAUGGAGUGGCCGGCGGACCGCACCGUGCGGCUGCGGAUCCGUGA